Messenger RNA from Sparassis crispa, 378 nucleotides. Its product is annotated as Protein MMF1, mitochondrial. The coding region runs from base 1 to 378 and encodes 125 amino acids. Gene Ontology annotation, cellular component: cytosol; mitochondrion. NCBI's taxonomy places the organism in Eukaryota, Fungi, Basidiomycota, Agaricomycetes, Polyporales, Sparassidaceae. The record is from RefSeq and is a predicted model, not a curated record. The transcript has 4 exons. Gene Ontology annotation, molecular function: deaminase activity.
AUGAAAACUACCGUGAAUAACCCAGACGCCGUCCCCCCUCUUCCCGUGUAUUCUCACGCGACGAUCUGCAAUGGGAUGGUGUAUGUCUCGGGAAGUAUCGGCUGCGACAAAGAAUACAAGCUCCAAGGUGACGUGAAGGACCAAACACGCGCUGCUAUCGGAAACAUGCGAAAGAUCUCGCAGGCAGCAGGAGCCGACUUCGAGAACGUAGUGAAGGUGAACGUGUACCUGACGAACAUCCAGAAGGACUUUCCCUUGAUGAACGAGGUGUAUCAUGAGCAUUUUCCCACCAACCCGCCAGCGCGUACGUGCAUCGGAGUCGCUGCUCUGCCUUUAGGUGCAGAGGUUGAGGUUGAGUGCAUCGCCGAGAAGCCUUGA